AGUUACCUAAAAUGCUUGUGAUAACGCCGAAAUUUGCGAUUAAAAUUGCUUUAUAUGUAAAAUAACGCCGAAAUUCCCGAUUAAAAUUACUUUAUAUAUAAAAUAACGCCUUUUUAAUUGAGUUGUUGUAAUUUUAUUCAACUUUCAGAACUCUGCUGUUUCAACUACUCGAACUUCUGACAAAUUUUUCAUUUGUGGAAUACAUUCUACAUAAUGGGAGUUAAAUCUGCUGUAGCUACAGUAGCAGUUGGAGCAGCUGCAGGAGUAGGAAUUGCAGUUGCAGCUCUACCUUUAGCAGGAUUUACAACAGCUGGUGUAGCUGCUGGAUCUGUAGCAGCUGCAGUUCAAAGUUCCAUAGGCUGCGUAACAGCAGGAAGUACUUUUGCUGCACUUCAGAGUGCUGGCGUUGUAGGUUUGGCAGCUACAACAAAAGUUGCUGCAGCAGGUACUGGUGGUGCCGUUGCAGAGGGUACCCGUAGAAUCAUCCGUUAUUUAAGGAAAUGAAAAUCAUAGAGGUCAUGUUUGAUGCAGAAUUUAUAUAAUUAUUUCAUGCUUUGAUAUGUAAAUUUGAGAAUUUUCUUUUAUAUUUUGUGCUUAAGUAUUAUAAGUUAAAUGCAAUAUGUUUGUUAACACUUAUUUGCUUUGAAUGUAUGUAAUAAUUUAUGAUCAUUUGGAAUUGCAACAUCCAAAACUGAUAAAAGUAUUUUAAAUAUAAUUCACUAUUAUGGAAUUAAAUAUUAAUGCUAGAAUAUGCAUUGUCUAAUUUCAGAAUAAAAGUAUAAAAAUAUAGCAUUUAUUUGCCUUUUAUGAGAAUCUAGUAGCCAUAUUAAAUACCUGCAUGCAUGGAAAAGAAGUAACUUAAAUUGAUGUAAUACAUAAGUAUUGAAAGGAUUACCUAUAAUUACUAUGUAUUUUAUAUUUUAUAUCUUCUUAUUGUAAAAAUUUGAUAUUGUGGAAAUUGUAAAAUAUAUUUUGAAUUAAAAGAUUUAUCAAGAUGAUAUAUUAAAAAAAAUAA
Molecule: messenger RNA, 1015 nt
Organism: Stegodyphus dumicola
Lineage: Eukaryota; Metazoa; Arthropoda; Arachnida; Araneae; Eresidae
Cellular component (GO): membrane
Source: RefSeq, a predicted model, not a curated record